Messenger RNA from Galleria mellonella (greater wax moth), 1478 nucleotides. RefSeq lists its product as uncharacterized. The record is from RefSeq and is a predicted model, not a curated record. NCBI's taxonomy places the organism in Eukaryota, Metazoa, Arthropoda, Insecta, Lepidoptera, Pyralidae. Gene Ontology annotation, molecular function: protein binding. Bases 204 to 524 code for a protein of 106 amino acids. The transcript is spliced from 3 exons.
CAAACGUAUAUGAUGCACCAGUAAUUCGAUAAGCAUACAACCAUCGACAUCGAUUAUAUUUUAAUUAAUUAAAAAAAAAACUUAUACGUCCUGGUAGCCGACUUUUAAAUAUCGAACACUAAAAAAUAGUAAUUGUUAAAUAAAAAAAAAUUGUGAGUGAAUAAGACUGUGAAAAAUUAAAACUUGGACACAAUUAGUUGGAAAUGUUAAGCGGGAAGAUCUUAUUGUGUUUUGUAUUAGUUGCUGCGUGGCGUGAGUCGGCCAGUCUACCAGUGCUGCCUGCACGUAUAGGCGAGGACAGCGAAAUCGGUACAGUUCCAGAGGUGCGGAUACCGGUGGAGAUGAUGAGGGAAGGGGUGCCGCCGCCUCUGUGCGCGGCCAGGUGCGUGGCCCCAUCCGCAGGGCCAGUGUGCGCCUUCGAUGCAACCGGCACCGCUAGGACCUUUUCUACGUUAUGUGAACUAGAAGCUGCAUCGUGUCGCGAGAGUACAUAUUACGCGAUCACGAGCCUGGGCGUAUGUUGACCGAAAUUUAAUGCUUGAGUUUUUAUUUUAGUGUAAGUUUAUGUACCGCUAAUUAACGCUAAUGGGCGCUUCGAACAAUUGCCUGGAACUUACUUGAUGUUUUAGAAAAUCUAGUCCAUAAAUUCUUACAAUAGGAAUACUUAAAUUUGACCUUGGAUUUGUGAGAAAUAGAUCAAAAUUAUAGGUAGCUAAGAUUGACAUUUCUUCUGUAAAAAGGUUAAAGUAUAAAAAUUAUAAUAUAUAAUAUAUUACUGUUUGAUUAAUCAUAAUCCUUACACAGUUAUAGAACCUAUGUAUAAGAAUUUACGGCUGGAUUCUGACAGAUAAAACAAACCUUUGGCAAAUAUUAGAACAAUGAUAUAGUAAUUGGCAGUAUUAGGUACUUACAUCAUUAUUAUAAUUUAAAAAUCUAACCUACAAUCAAUAUAAAUAUUUGAAAUGUUCCAAAAAUUAUGUAAUAUUGGUAUUUUUCAAUUAUAACUAGUAUGAAUUAUAAUAAUUUAAGUAAUGUAACUUACAUAAUUAUGAUAUAUUAUUAUUAUACUUAGUAUAACUUAAAUCUAUAAUGUUAGAGUUUAAAAGGAGUAAAUAAAACAUCGUAGUUCGUGUCAAGUUAGUAAAUUAUAGAUUAUUUAGUUUUAAGGCUUUGGUUGAAGAGUUCCUAAAAUUCUAAAUUAAUUUUUAUUUAUACGAAAUUGUUUAAGUUAGAUUCGAAAGGCAAAUUCUUUUUCCUUAUUUGGUAAAUUAUUUUGAUGUGUUUGUAAUAAUAAUACCAAAGUCCUCUGUAUAACUAAAUAUAUUCUUAGUAUGUACCUACGUUAAGUUGCAUAAGUUAUAGUUCUUAUUUAUUGUACAAAGUACGAAAAUAAUUUUCUUAAAUGAACCGUGUUCCAGUUAAAACCGAUAUUGUCAUUAUAAUAGACAAAUUAGUUAAAUAAAGAAUUCGUAAAUAUA